GAAAUGCUCCAGUUAUUUCUCAGUUAAAUAAUCAUCUCUUUUCAUCUAAUCUCAUUCCUAAAGCAGUACAUCUUACUGUUGGAACCACUGGACUCUGUCCUUAUGAUAGAGCUAAUAAAAUAUUCUCUUCAGUACUAGCAUCACUUGAGUGUCAUCCUAAUCCUAACAGUGUGUUCUCUUCUCUCAUUACAUCACUACAGAAAGUAGGACUGAAGAACAUGGUAUCUAAACUAAUGGAAAAUUUAAAAAUGAAAGGUGGUAAUGUUGAUCCUAAUCUAGAGCAGCAGCCAUCAGUUAGUGAGGGACCACUUCAACCAGUGGAUGUCACUGCACAAUCUCACAUACCACAACCAACAAUCACUGGAUCACAAUCAUCUACUCCUACUACUGUCAUUGAGCUCAGUUCAAAGAGUGAAGUUGCUGCCAAUAUUGAAAGUCUUCAUUCUUGUUUUGCAUCUCUUGAUUCUGAUAUAAGAGAUGAGUUUGAGGAGCUGGUGGAAAAGGGUAAAGUGAAUCUUAAAGCUGUAGCUAGGAGUGCAGCAGCUUAUUUAAGCAUUAAAGUAUCCAGUUUGAAAUAUGGAGACGUUGAUGAAUUAUUUGAUUCUCUUCAGCCUCAUUAUGACUUCUUCAGUUGUGGCGGUGUACUUAAACACUUGGCAAACAAAUACCUUUCAAAUGUACAAACUGAACUAACUCAAUACAUUGAUAGUGUUGAUAAAUUCUCAGAAUCAUCACAACUGAAGCACGUACGAUUAGCAAUCAAGGAGAAAUUGUCAUCAUUACCAGCAGCAGCCUCACCAACCACUAGCAAUCAAACAAAGCCAUUCAUCAUUAAACUGAAUGGUAGAUGGGAAAUAAUGACUUUAAAAAACUUUAAAAGAGUUCUUCAGUAUUAUUUUGGGCAAGAAAUAGCAGAUACUUGCACUAUAAGGGACAUUGGUAUUGGCUCAGUAGUUGCUACACUGUUUAUACGAACCUCACUAUCACAGUCUCUUAUUGAUGCUAUCAAUAACAAAACAAACUCAAUGAGUAGAUUAGGAAUAUUGGAAGUUGCUGUUGACAAUAAAGUGAUUCCUAUCAGAAGAGAAGACAAUAACAAUUUUGACAUUUCGCUCCAGCAAUCAGUUAAAGCUGGUUAUAGUUUUGAAGUAUCAAUGCUACUGCAGUUAGGAGCUGAUCCUAACAGUAAAGAUGAGAGAGGAAAGAGUGCAGUAGAGAUAGCUAAUGAAGGAGGACACACUCAAAUAAAAGAAAUACUACUAACUGCUGGAGGAGAAGAGACUGGAGAGGUGGAAUGGAUCAGUGGUAGUGUAUCCCUCACUAAACCAUCAGCAGGUCAAUGUCAGGAAGUGAUCAGUCAGUUAACGGACAAUCAUCAGGAAAUUAACCUCCAUCACUCAUCACCUGAUAUUGUAUACUUAUUGAUGUCAUUAGCACUAGACAUAAGAACAAUAAAGAGGAUUAGUAUACACAACACUAAAAUAAAAAAAGAUGUCAUCCUCUUACUGUCACACAAAAUAACAAACAAUACUUCAUUAGAGGAACUAUGGAUUAGUGAUAAUUCCAUCAAUGAUGAUGGAGUCAUUGCACUAACACAAUCAUUAAUUAAUAAUAAAACAAUUAUUACCUUAUAUCUUUGUAACAAUCCUGACAUCACUUCAACCAGUGCUCAGUCACUAGCUGAACUUUUACUCUACAACCGCACAAUGUCAGUCCUUUAUCUUAACGGUACUAACAUUGAUACUGAUGGAGUACUGGUACUGAUGGAAUCUCUCAGGACCAAUGAUACACUAAGGAGACUAGUUCUAGAAGACAAUAAACAUAAACAAACUUGUUAUUCUUUACCUUAUUAUAAAACUAUUGAAAACAGAAUAGCUUUUGUGUAA
Molecule: messenger RNA, 1886 nt
Organism: Amphimedon queenslandica
Lineage: Eukaryota; Metazoa; Porifera; Demospongiae; Haplosclerida; Niphatidae
Exons: 3
Coding region: 219-1886 (555 amino acids)
Biological process (GO): nucleocytoplasmic transport; activation of GTPase activity
Cellular component (GO): perinuclear region of cytoplasm; nucleus; cytosol
Molecular function (GO): small GTPase binding; GTPase activator activity
Source: RefSeq, a predicted model, not a curated record